AUGGAGGGCCACAGGGGCGCUCUGGCGCUGGUGCUGGUGACGGCGGUCGCUUGUGGAGGCGUGCGGGCUUCGAACUCCGACCCCCAGCAUCUGCUGCUUCUGUUGGACUCUUCCGCCAGCAUGUCCUCGCAGAAUGCUAACAGUAAUAUUACUCUUCUACUCAUAACGGAUGGCAAUGAUGAGAACUUAGAGCAGGAUCUGAAGGAUGUAAAAAAGAAAAUUGAAUCUUCAAAAUGCCGAAUUAUAGUUAUUUUGAUGGGCAAUUCUCUUGCCAACUAUCAUCUGUUUGAAGAACUGACAGGAGCAUUUGUGAAUCAUGUCACUGACACGAGUACUGUCCUCGGUCUUUUAAAUACAAUGCAAGCUGAACUUCUCACUGUGACAAAUGUUCCCAUACCAAUUAAUAUUUUUGAAGAAGAAUUCUCAGAAAAUGAUUUACAAACUAUCUUUAGUAUUGAUAGAACUGUGGCACCAUAUACAUGUAUCCAUUUGUAUUACUGGCCAUAUAGUAUGACAAUGUCUGUGAAUCUGACAGCUCCUUCUGGUGAAAGUCAACAACUACCAAUUAGGCAAUUCAAGAAUGGAAACUUAAAAUUUUGUAAUUUACCUAAAAUCGCUGGCCAAUGGAAAAUUGACAUAUCUUCUCCUUCAUUUAACAAAUUUAUAGCCCUACAAAUAACAGCAAAUAAAAAUGAUACAAAUAUAGGGGCUGAUAUAACAUUUGAUUGUUGGAUUGAAAUAGGAAAAAAAUAUUUGUCCAUUUGUGGAUCUGUACAUCCUGGCAAAUAUUUGAUUAACAAUACAAUAAUCAGUGUGGAUAUUACUGACCAAGAUGGGAAUGUAAUAAAGAAGGAGCUGAGACAUAUUUCAGGAAACUACUCCAAUGAAGGUUUUUAUGUAAGAAAGCAUUUAAAUAUUCAAGAACAUAGAUAUUAUAAUGCACGUUGCUGGGCAAGGGGACAGUUACUGCCAGAUUCCAGUACAAUCCUUAAGCUCCAAGCAUUUACUAGAGUUGCCUGGGCAGGAACAUUUCAGCCCAAUACAGCCAGCGAAUUGUCCUUUCCAUCAGAAAUUGAUGAUCUGGUUGUGUCUGUGGAGGCCGAUGCAAAACAAUGCACUCUGACUGUGGACUUUACAGCUCCAGCCAAUGCUAUAAAAUACAAAUUGAUAUUAUCUACAACUCUGUAUGAUAUUGUGUCCAGUGAUGGAAUGAACCUUUCUACUGUACCAGGAAAAGCGGGGACAAAAGAAAAGAUAAUGUUAAAAAUUCCUCCUCACUUUACAGCACCAAGAAAUCCUCUUUAUAUUGCAAUGACCGCAAUUGGUGAACAUGGUACAGAAGGUGAAAUAUCAAAUGUCGCUUUUGUCAGAUGUGUCAGAAACAAUUCAGAAAUAUCUGAAUUGCCUACAGACGUAACUGAACACACUCUGAGAAUUUCAACAGAUGUGAUAUUGCAUGAAGCUCAAGAUAAAAUUUCGAGUACAAUAUUUGUACCUCCAAUUAAUGCUACAAUCACUUCACCAUCGCCACCCAAAAACCCAAUUGAUUUAGAAACAGCGCAUCAUCUCAAUACUUCAUUGACAACAGAUGGAGAUGAAAAUGACACUUCGCUGGCUGCCAUAAGUGGUAUGGAUGUAUCGCAAGAAUUUUCUUCAAACACUUCAGACUCAUCUAAUUCCACCACAACUACAACUGUUGACCAUAACAAUCAUAGCACUGUAAAUGAACCAAGUGAUUCUUUAGGAGCUGCUGAAAUAGUUGGCAUUGUUCUGGGAGUGUCCCUCAUUAUUGCUAUAGUAGCCAAACUUUUGUAUCAAAACGUAUACAACCGAUGGAGAAGGAGAUCAUAUGAAGUAGCCCGCCGACACAGUAAUGCAUUUGAGCCAUUCAAUGGCAAUGAUGAUCUUUAGAAAAAGCUUGGAACAAUAAAAUGAUUUUAAGGGAAAUCUGUUAACUGGGCCACAGUACUUGUUUAAUAAUUUAUUUAAUGAAGCAAAUUAUGAGUCAAUGUGCCUUCUUGUUCAGAAAAAACUGAAAGAAAAAAAAAAUAAUGACUAAUUUUAGCAUAAACAAUACUAUAUCAUAUUAAGAACUUAACAGCAGGACAAACCUGACGUAUUUGUGCAAGAGCUUGUCCAAAUUUAUCACAAGAACGGAGAGAUCGCUGAAUCCAUCCAGGCAAACCUGCUUGCACAGAUGGUCGAAUAUAACGUUUAUCAACAAGGAGCACUGUGGCAUAAUCUUCUCGAUGACGAAUGGCACGUCCUAUAGACUGAUUUACUGCUUUCAUGCAUAAAGCUUCAUAAUGUUUCUGGCCAGUGCCUGCUCCCUACAUAGACAAAUGAAAUUAAAAGACUAUGUUGCUAUGUUCAGGACUUUUGCUAUUUGGAUAAGGCAUUCCAACAACAAUUACAAGGCGGCCUAAAUCAUCUGAGAAAUUUAGUCCUUCACUCAGUUUUCCACCUGGAAAUUAACACAAAAUAUAUUUUUAGAAUGCAGCAAAGUUGUACCACCUCAUCUAUGUAGCUUAGGCUAUCUGAAUGAAUCUCAUCACAAUUUUUCUGAAUAACGUUUUGCAAAAAUAAUGUGAUAAACUAACUUUUAUCGAUUUGUCUGAAAACUUAAUUUAUCUUUAUUCUGUUUAACGUAAAAUAUUCUAUAUUUGCUCAUUUCUUGGAACAUCCAUAUUUUAUGUAUUUUUUAAUGUAACAAGUUUUAUUGUUUUUUUGGACCUUUUGAAGUUAUGCAAGGCUAGAUAAACC
Molecule: messenger RNA, 2763 nt
Organism: Gryllus bimaculatus (two-spotted cricket)
Lineage: Eukaryota; Metazoa; Arthropoda; Insecta; Orthoptera; Gryllidae
Source: the annotation of a GenBank genome assembly